Neolamprologus brichardi is the source of this 2784-nucleotide messenger RNA. Lineage: Eukaryota; Metazoa; Chordata; Actinopteri; Cichliformes; Cichlidae. The record is from RefSeq and is a predicted model, not a curated record.
AGCAUUUGACAGUGUUUUGCUAAGAUUGGAGAGUCACAUCUUGAACUAUUUUCUUAGAUUUCAUUGUGUAUCAAGGCGAAAAAUAACCUUGGAAACAGUUCUGGUUUGGGCCUACAUUCCCCGCGGACAUAUAGCGACAUGCAUAUUCUAAAUUUAAAACUAAUAUCAGCUAAUUGUUAGCUAUUUAAAGCCCUUAGCACGAAUAUCCAUCAAUAGGCAGCUAACAAGCCUAGCUAAAGAAUUAGCUUUUAAGAAAAUCUUAAAGCGGUGUUUUUGGACUUUUUAUAUCUGUAAGAUAGUUUUUUGCUCAUAAUUAUCGUUGUAAUGUUUCUCCUUCCAUCAAUGCUUUAGCUGUGGUUUUUACCUCUUGUAAAGAAACAAGUUGAGCCUGAAGGUUUUCCUGCAGUCUGCUUCUUCAGAACACACCUCAGCCAUGAUGUGGAUGUGUGUUGCUGUCUUCCUGCUGUGGAUGAGGUCGGGACGGUGCACAGACAAGGCCAACACUUCAGACCUGAUUGAAUACACAGCUGUGGACUUUUAUGAGAAAUUGCAUUCUGGGAAGAUGAUGUUCAUCUAUUUUGAGCAUCAAGUCUCUCCGACCAUCUCUCUGUUCCUGGUGGAGUUGGAGAAGUCUGCUGAAGCUCUUCAGGAUUAUGGAGUACUAGUUGGUAAGGUGAACUGUAACAAAGAGCUGGUUUACACGUACUGCGCAGAGGAACAGCUGCUGCACACUGCUUUUUUGUUCAGAGGCGGUAAGGAGUUCUUGAGUUUUGAUUUGGACACUAUCUUUGACGUCAACUCGAUAGUCUCCGAAGUCUUGUUCGCCAUUCUACGUGAUGAGAUAAAGUAUGUCCACACAGAUGCUGACCUCCUCGCAAUGGAAAAGGCAGCCAGAGGGAAGAAAGACAUUGUGCUUGGUUAUGUUUGCAGUCUGGGAACACAAGGAAGUUGUCUCUGUGUGUCUUUCAGUGUAAACGAAUCGUCUCCUUCGUCUCGAGUGUGGUUCCUCCACUGCAGAGUUCACAGUGGGUUCAUGACCCCAAUGACCUCUGAGCGCUGCCCUUUGACCCGCAUGAGGAAACCCCUAUCCACCUUAAGCCUCCACUCCUUCCUGCAGCUCAUGGAGGCUCCACUAGUUACCGAGGUGUACGACGACCCCUCCUCAGUCCAGCCCCCCCAGUUCCCCUACCAGCAGACUCCCCAGGUCUUCCUCUUCUCUCAUCCCGCAACUGAGCACCUGGACCUCGAUACGGCCACCACGCUGGCCUGGAGGCUGCGAGGCCUCGCCCUGCUGCUGCUUGUACACAGGCAGAGCCCUGCAGUGAAAACCCCUGAUGAGUACAAUGCUGCUUACAGGCUGCCUGAGAAGAGUUUAGAAGUAAAGUAUUUGACCUUAAACAGCCUCGAUGAGGUGUUGGUGCUGUUCGCAGAUCAAGAAAAAGAUGAAGAGGAGGAGGAGGUGGAUGAUGAAGAAGACAACGAAGGUGUGGAUGACAAUGAGGAAGAUUCACAUUUUGGCAAGCUGGACGAUGAAAUCGCAGCGGCAGUUUUUGAAAACAGAGGCACCUUAUCGGACAUGGAUUCAGUUACCCAACUGACGUCAGACAACUUUCACACUGCAGUAGCACAGAGUGGCCUCACAGUGGUGCUCUUCUACCUCAAAUGUAAGACAGAGUCACUAAAAUUCACUCAUCAACACAUGAUUUGCUCUCACUGACCUUAAGACUCAGAGGUCAACGAAGUUCAGAUGAGUGUGGUCGACUGCAGCGAAUGGACCGACCUCUGCGCCGCUCAGCCAGGCAGUGCUGUCCCCUUCCAGCCAAUCACUGCCUUUCCCAGUGUCUUGUUUCUUCACCCCCAGCAUCCGGCCCACCACUUCAGAGGAAUGCUGGGUAGUGAGUCACUACAUCGCUUCAUCAUGAUAAGCCGUGUAGCUUCUCCUGUUCGUCUGUCCACUCUAGAGGAAGCGCAAUCAUUCCUUCUGGAAGUGCCUCAUCCUGAGCUAGCAGGGUACCAGCUUGACAGAGUUGUGGGAUUGUUUGAGGCCCAGACACAAACAGCAGCGUUUACCGAAGCAGCAAAGUCCCUGAGAGGAGAAGCACUGACUGGACUGCUGACAGAUGAACUGGCAGAGAAAUGGGCUGCAGACCACACUGUAGACCUUCCCGCAGUGUUAGUGUUUCCAUCUUGGAGGACACACACUCAUCCUUUCACACUGCCUGUCUCCUCGUCUGCUGAAGAGCUGCUCACACACAUUAACACUGCGCUGCUCCACCCAAUGGUAAACCAUAGUGUGUGUGUGUACACUUGUCUUUAUCAUUUUUUGCAAAACUACUCUCUCUUCACCACGACGGACCAGGUGAAGGAGAUGAGAACAGUAGUAGAGUCGGGAGGGGAAACGAUGGAGCGAUAUUUGGCCUGCUGGAUCCAUCUUGGACGCACUCCAGCUGGUAUGUCCGUCCUGGGGUCAUACGUAGGCUCUAUGCCCCCUCUUCCUGCACUAGUCCUCACACACUUGCCCUCCGGAGACCAAAUAUACCAGUACCCACCCAACACCCCCAUAGUGGCCUCCUCAGUCCUUCACUGGCUGCAAAGGGUCGAGGAUGGUACUGAGUCACCAACAGGUAAGGAGGAGAGAACAGAAAGCUUAAAGCUGAGUUUACAGUCCCAUAAAUUCCAAGACAGCUAUGCUAUACAGCUAUAAUUCUGCCUUAUUACAGACAGUUAAUGAACCGGUCACUCUUAAAAGCAGAAUUGAGAUUAGAAAUGUGCAAGAUUACCUUA